GAAGGCUAUCCCAUGCCUUCAGAUGUUAUGAAUUAAUAAUCGGGCCAAGGAUCUCGACCCGGAUGCUUAUAGAUGCGGCCGGAGGUUGGUGUUUGGAAGGCGGAAGCUACCGAUGCCAGAACUCGAGCUGACGAAGUUUAAUCAACAAUAGAUUAAAGGUUGGCCAAUCCGGAUCUGGAUAGCCGGAAGUAACAAUGGGUCUGGAUCAUGCCUUUGAAGAAUCACAUCGUUGGCUGGGAUAGCGGACAUUAAACCACCCGAACAAGGAAGCACACAAGACGAGAGACAGACAGAGAGAGGAAAAGAGAGAGAGAGAGAGAGAGGGGCAGCCCGGAGUGGAAAUGGACAUGCAGUGGGGAUGCCUCGGCGAAUCAAGGGCGGUGAGGGCCGACAGCCAGGCAGAAUCAUCAUGCUGGCAACCCCCCACGACUCUUCCAACUUCUUCAACUCCUUCUCCUCAACAACAGAUCGUUCUUCUUCAAGAUGACGACUACCUCGUACGCUGCAGAUCCUCUCUCUGCUCUCCCCCCAGAGAUUGUCCUGCGCGUCCUGGAGUUCACCCCCAUCUCCGCCCUCGCAAACCUGACCGUGGUCUCCAAGGCCUGGCAUAGAUUCAUCGACGUCACACAUCAAGACGCCAUCUACACGUCCGAAUCCAAAACCACCCAACCGCCCGGAGGCUCCCGCGACUUCUCAUUCCUGUCCGAUAGCACUUGCUUCACCAAAUUCUUCGACGGGACUUCAUCAUGGAAGGAUCUGUGUAAACGCCAGACGCUGCUCGCCCGCAACUGGGCCGAGUCGCGUCCAAUUACCCGGGAGUGCGUGUUGCAAGUUGGCAACGACCCCAUCUGGCGGUUCCGCGCCGAUUUCAAACGCCGAUUGUUUCUAUCCACUUCCCACGCUGGUGGGUUUAAUGUCACUGAUAUGGACACGGGCAAGCUCCUAUGGAAACUCCCCUCCACCCUGGAUAAUGGUGACGGGGAUGCGGUCCGCCCAUAUGCGCAUCUGGAGUAUCAGGAUGGAAUGGCCGUGUUCGAUCGUGAGGGGGAUGCGGUCGAGGUCUGGCAAACGGACCAGGAAGGUGCUGCGCGUGGGGAGUUCCGGCGCAUAGCGGUUUUGAAUCACGAUUGCCAGACGAGAGGCUUUCAGUUGUCUCACUGGACGCUUUGCGUUGUGUCAAGCCAGGGGCAGGGUUUUGUUUAUGAUAUGACACAGCGGCCUCCCACUUUGACCACACACCUGAAGAUCGAGCAAGGCGCUGUCGGUCAUCUGGACCAAAGUAAGGAUGCAGUGAUCUACUCUAUGGGAGCUCACGGAUAUCAUGUCUACGACAAGACAUCUGGUGCAUUUUUGGGUGUGUUGCAUCCGUCGAAUUGCACGGACAAGUAUCACAUCAAUCCACCAGUCGCCGCCUCCCCUUCCGCAAGCCAGGCACUAGCAGGAGCUGUGCGAGCUGGUCCAAAUUAUCGGCUAGGGGACCGUCGAAAAGACAGUAUGGUGCCAAUUGAGCUCGCCAGAGGGCCCCUCCCGGAACCGAGCGACCUUGAGCACGUCCGCCACGGCGAGGACGAGUGGGGAGCGGGCAUGAUACACGGUGAUCUCUUCGCCGGCUUCUCCCGCGCCGGACGUGUCUUUGUGUGCUCCGACUGGCGCAAAGCCCUUGAAGGCGACGCUAAUCUCGCAGCGAAUAGCUCCCUCAUCGAAUGCGAGUCGGAUGGGUCGAGCUUUGACCUGGGCGGCUGGUUGUCGGUGCGCAACCACCGUCUGAUGUUCGAGAUCCAUGACCGAAUUUAUGUCGUUGCACUCGAUGAAGACAACAAGAUCCAAGAUGUCGAUAAUCCAGCCCGUGCUUCUUUCUCGCUGCUCACUAGCUCCAUGCCGCAACUCGCUGUGCCGGUCAGCUUUAUGGCGUUGUAUGACGAUACGAUUAUGACUUCGUACACCACCCUCGGUUGGCGUCAGGCGCAGCCCGAAAAUGUACUCCCACACCACGAACGGCCCGCGCGCAUCUUCCCGACUAAAGUCAUUCGCAUCGUCAGCCUGGCUCCGACGCUGUCACUCAAGUCUGGCUCGAGCUCCGACGUCCACGUAUCUCAGGAUCAGAGGGCGACUGGUGGAGGGCUGUGGGAUCCCGGUCAGCGGAACCCGCCCCCGGAUGAGAUCUCGCCGGCAGGACUGUUGCAGUUGGUUAGUCUGCUUGGAGACGAGUUCGAGGAGGAGGCGGAGAAUGACAUGGAAGUUGUGGUUACAGAUUUCCAUGAUGGCGAAGAAGAUGGAGGAUGGGAGGAUGAAGACGAUGAAGAGGGCGAUGAAGAGGAGGAGGAUGAUGAGGAUGAGGAUGAAGAUGAAGCCCAGGCUUGAAGGAGAGCUGAAGUCGGUGCUGCGAUUCAUCCUCCGCUUAUACUCCACUCAAGCACCUGAGUAAAUGGCAAUCAAUGGACCCACGCAGCACAAGCCACUCAAGCCUCUCAGGCCAGCGUGCAGGCGGCAGGCACUUCAGACCAAGCUCAGACACUUCAUUGGGAUAUCUUGUCUCUGAAUCCCAGCCCGCGCACAGCAUCCCGUCAUCUUACUAAUAUUAGCAAGGCACAGUGAACAGUAUUUGUCCGUGAAUGCAAGCUACUACAGCAUACGGCAUACUACGGACUCGCGACUGGCACCCUGAUGCAAUAAACAGUUGAUUGAUGGAUCUUGGGAUAAUGUCAGUAAUUUCUGCCUGAGAUAGAUAUUGUGAGCACCUGUAAAUACAAUAAGUAGGAUAGGGAUCAAUGUCAAUC
Aspergillus heteromorphus CBS 117.55 is the source of this 2777-nucleotide messenger RNA. RefSeq lists its product as uncharacterized. The transcript has 3 exons. Gene Ontology annotation, molecular function: protein binding. Bases 484 to 2361 code for a protein of 625 amino acids. NCBI's taxonomy places the organism in Eukaryota, Fungi, Ascomycota, Eurotiomycetes, Eurotiales, Aspergillaceae. The record is from RefSeq and is a predicted model, not a curated record.